UGUGAUUAUGUGUUUGAUUAUAUGAAAAUCUGCGUAUUGAAAUUGUAUUGCGGUGCUAAACAAAUAAACACAAAAUGUUGUCCUCGUUUCAUAUCUUUUCUGUGCAAAUAAACCUAUCUUUAGUAAACGUGUACCAUAAAGUGAUACAUCAAAUUUGAACUAUAUUUUGACUGGAUAAAUACCAUCAUUCACGUUGAUGCCAGCUGCGGAGUCUAAACGACCAGUUGACGGAGGAUGGGCCUGGAUUGUACUAGCAGCCUCUACUGUACACUUCUUUAUCUUUGUGGGCUUCGUCAAAAGUUUUGGGAUAUUUUUCGUGGCAUUUUUGAAGAAAUAUGACGCCACUUCUUCUGAUAUAUCUCUUGUGAUCUCCAUCCAGACAAUUAGUAGCACUCUCUCAUCGGUCAUUGUUCUAGGUAUAGGGACAAGAUUCUUUGCUGAACGAACGUUAGUCAUGUUUGGUGCUUUCCUAACGGCGGUGUCGCAAAUUGGCAGUGCGUUUGCUCCCAGUGUUGCUGUUUUGAUGGCAACACAAGGAGUCAUCUUUGGUAUUGGUAUAUCAAUGACACAACUUGCACUUCUCUUGAUUUUGUCCCGAUAUUUUGAGAAAAAACGAGGAUUUGCCAACAGUUUUGCCAACGUUGGAGGUAGUAUAGGAGGACUACUUUGGCCAAUCUUACUAAAAAUCUCGAUGGACUAUCUUGGACUUUUUGGGACAUUGAUAAUUGUCAGUGGAAUGUUCCUACAAGCCAUCGUUUGUGGGGCAUUAGUGAGACCCUUACCGCCAAUGGGCGGUAAAAUUCAAACAUUAGAGGUGGAUGAUGAUGACAGAGGAAGUGCAAGUCAUAAAGACACAAAAGAACAAAAUGUGUAUGAAAAAUCAAACGGCACAUAUACCCUUCCUAAUGGUAAGACUAAUAGUCAGCGGCCUAAUGGCCCAGUGACUGGAAGGAGAAGAACACAGUCGGAAAACAUUAUAGAGACUAACAAAGUUUCUAACCUUCUUCACAGAACAGCUAUAAGUACCCAUGACUUACAAGAGGAUUUUAAAAAGUUGUACUUUUCUCCAUCUCUACAGACUUUAGGAGUGUGGUCUUCAAUUGAAAAGAGAGACUCUUCUUAUAGUCGCCAGUCAAAAGAGAAAACACAGCGGCUUCAAGAAAAAAAUGAUAACCAAUGUUUUAAUUUUGCGUUAUUUAAAAACCCUCUUUUUUACAUCUUUACAGUGAGUUCUAUUCUGAACAUUUCUGCUGCAGGCUUGCCUGUCAAUUAUAUACCCCCAUUUGCACGUGACUGUGGAUUAACAGAUGAAAAAAUUGCUCUUUUAGUCACUAUUUGCGCUGCAUGCGACCUAGUUAAUAGAAUCAUCGUGACAUUCAUUGCUGAGAGCAAAACUUUUAAGCGGCACCAAUUUGUAGCCCUAACAAUGCUUUUGAAUGGACUGUCUUGUAUGUUUGUACGAUUUUACGACGACUUCUUCACUCUGAUUAUAUUUUCCGUGUUGCAUGGUUUGUUUGGACAGACCUAUUUUUCCUUGUUUCCGGCUAUAAUUGUAGACUUUUUAGGAUCAGAAAAUCUUCGCCACGGUCUCACCACUAUUACAGUUACUCUGGGAAUCUCAGUUUCACUUUCUACUGUACUAAUAGGUGAGUUACGGGAUUACACUGGAUCCUAUCUGACUUCUUUCUACUUUAUGGGGGCUACUGCUGUGUUGGGAGGUUUUAUAAUGUUGUUGGAACCUUUGGGACGUAGGAUGAUGAAGACAAAACAGAACGAUGCAGACAGUAAAGAAAUGCAGCCUAUGAUGAAUAAAACUAACCAAAUAGAAUAA
Molecule: messenger RNA, 1831 nt
Organism: Saccostrea cuccullata (small rock oyster)
Lineage: Eukaryota; Metazoa; Mollusca; Bivalvia; Ostreida; Ostreidae
Product: monocarboxylate transporter 2-like
Exons: 6
Coding region: 197-1831 (544 amino acids)
Biological process (GO): transmembrane transport
Cellular component (GO): membrane
Molecular function (GO): monocarboxylic acid transmembrane transporter activity
Source: RefSeq, a predicted model, not a curated record